This is a messenger RNA of Lactuca saligna, 507 nucleotides long. NCBI's taxonomy places the organism in Eukaryota, Viridiplantae, Streptophyta, Magnoliopsida, Asterales, Asteraceae. The record is from the annotation of a GenBank genome assembly.
AUGGGCAUUUCAAGUGGUAAUACAUUUGGAGGUGGAUCUGGAUUUGGAUUAACCUCUGAUGUGGACUCCUUCUCAAGCAAAUUUAAAGUUCGUUCCAUUGCUUCAGUUGCUGCUCCGACUAAAGGCAAGGGAAUGAAACUAGGGAAAUCACAAAGAACAAACGAGUUCUUGGAAUCACGGAAAGCUGAAGGAGACACAUGGAACAUUCCUUCCAAUUGGAAGACUAAAGUAUUGUUCUGUGAUCAGGUUUUGACUCAUCGUGUGGGUUCAAUGUGUAUGCUUUCAUUGAUAUAUUUUGAGAUCUUGAAGAUGCUUCUUAUGUGGGGUCUUGUGAAUUAUGAUGUUGAAAUAUUGUCACCAAAUGAUUCUUAUGGUUCUCCUAGAGGCUAUCUCAAACAGAGAAGUACAGAGUAUGAUCAUCAACAUAUCAUGACAACUGAAUCACUAAUACUGAAGGUGGCUUUUGUCUUUUUUGUUGAGAUAUUCACUUGCAGGUUCAUCUACUAA